Messenger RNA from Haliotis rufescens (red abalone), 2180 nucleotides. Its product is annotated as long-chain-fatty-acid--CoA ligase FadD13-like. The record is from RefSeq and is a predicted model, not a curated record. NCBI's taxonomy places the organism in Eukaryota, Metazoa, Mollusca, Gastropoda, Lepetellida, Haliotidae. The transcript is spliced from 2 exons. The coding region runs from base 67 to 1698 and encodes 543 amino acids.
CUACUUCAGAGGUAGGUAUUGCGUUUUCACAACUCCAUCGAUGUCGAAGAAUAACGCAUUUUGUAUAUGCCGCUACAGGUUCCAAACAUGAAUGUGUUAACCGUACCCGCACGUCUGAAAUUCUGGACACAGAAAUAUCCAAAUAUGCCUGCAUUUGUCUUUGAACAUCCCCUGAGGCAGAGAACAGUGAUGACAUUCAAUGACGUGACGACACUCGCGGGUAAGUUUGCCAGUCGCCUGCAGAAACUGGGCGUCAAGAAAGGUGAUGUUGUCUGCUCCACGCUACCCAACUGUCCGGAGAGGGUUGUCUGUGAUUUUGGCGUGAUGACUGCAGGAGCCAUCACCAUCCCAGGGACCACAGUGCUGUCUGACGGGAGUGACAUCCUUCACAAUCUACAGAAGAGCGGCAGCAAGGUCCUCGUGGUUAAUCCGGUGUCCGGUGUCUGGCAAGUUGUUCGGGAGAAGGUUCACUUGUGUUCAAGCAAUGGAAUCCAAUCAGAAGUUUUACCUGAUCUCAGGACAGUAAUAUUCAUACAUGCAGAUAACGAAUUUCUUGACUCUCUUAGAAAACAAGAUGACCCGCACCCAAUCGACAUUCCACUCGAGCCGACAGACCUGGCCACAAUCUUACAUACAUCGGGCUCAACUGGGUAUUCAAAGCUGGUGCCAACAACACACGAACGACUCUUCAGAUUCAGUCAGACGUAUGUUGACAUGCAUAAUCUUAAUUUGGAAAAGACCAUAUACCGAGACAGACCUUUAGGGUGGUCUGGAGGAUUUCCUUUCUUCUGUCUGGAAGGGCCAGUAACACAGUUCCUACUAGAUGACAGGUUCCAAAUGCCGAAUGACAACAUAGGAUUUAUUUGGAAUCUUAUAUGUCGUGAGAAGAUCAAUACCAUGUUCGCUACUCCACCAUUUGUCUUGUCACUCUUAGCGAGAAAUGACCUGUAUUCAAACACCAACUGGAUCAUGGACAUCAUAUUGAUAGCAGGACAAUGCGUCAAAACCAACAUAGCACCUGCCAUAGGAAAGCUAUGCCGGGAACUCGGUGUUGGCUAUGGCUCUUCGGAAGCUGGUAUCUGUUGUCACCAACGCUACACCGCACCAGAACAACUGAUGGACUUCAACGUUGGGAAAGUUUAUCCAGGCUGUCAACUGCUUGUUGUCGACGACGAUCUUCUGCCAGUUGAAAGCGGAACACGUGGUCAGUUGAUUGUAAAAUCUAAUGGAUGCUUCACCGAAUACUACAACGACCCAGAAACCAAUCGAAAGGCUUUCACGCAUGACGGGUGGUUCAUGAUGGAUGACAUUGGGUUCAAGAAUGCUGAUGGGUAUGUUUUUGUUCAAGGUCGAAAGUCAGAUUUAAUCAUGAAAGGGAUAAAUAAGGUUUACCCGUCCUGGCUGGAGACACAGAUGCUGAAGUCACCACUCAUACAUGACGUCACGGUCGUGCCCGUGCCCGAUGACGUCUACGUAAACGAGAUAUGUGCGUGUGUUAUCCCAAGUCGUCCAGACGUUCACGUCCAGGACGUCCGUACCCUCUGUGAUGGCCUCUUCCGACAAUCUGCUUCCAGUGACGUUUCGACCGCCCCAAAAUAUUUCAUUUUUCUGCAGGCCUUUCCCUGCAACAACGCUGGCAAAGUUGAUAAGAAGGCCUUAAUACAAAUAGCCAUAGAGGAAAUAAGUAACUCAUGUUGAAUCCUGGUGUUUCGAGUAGCUUAACUGCGCGUGCUACUUUGUGUAUCAUCUUCCAUUUUCUUAUCCAUAUAUGUUACAGUCAAUGUUCACAAUGUUCAAAUUUUCACUUACUUCAUUCGUUUAAUAAUUAUUUCUCCAUUUAUGAUAUCCCGAUAACGAAUUCAAAACAUGUUUAUGCUCAAUUUCAUAUAUAUAUAUAUAUAUAUAUAUAUAUAUGCUCCUAAUCCUAUCAUAAUAAUGUAUUAGUCUUUUGUGAUAUUUUUGAACAUAUUAAUAACUUUCAGCCAAUCUGACGGAAAAAGAAUUGUAAACUUGCUGAAAUAGUUUGGUGUUUGCAAAAUGCAUUGACUGAUUUUACACAUCCAUACGAUUAAUCCUAUUAAUCAGGUAGAGGGUUUUCCACCCGCGCAACAGAUCAUCUGUGAAAAAUGGCAAAUUGGUAGCAUCCUGCACUGUGCGAAGAUAUCGGCUGCUGGACAAUU